CAACUCUGGACCCCUGGAAUCGAUUCUACAUAGAUUCUACCUUCACCAUGUCCAUAUCCCAUGGACCGACCCAUCCAGGCGCACCAUCCUAGCAGCGUCAAGCAGAUAAUCGGCCGCGGCGGAGAAAGCUACAUCGGCGUCAUCGACGACACGACCGUCCUCAAAUACCCCAGCAUCCCGGGCCAAACCAGCACCCUCCGCAUCGAAAGCCAACUGCUCGAGAUCCUCGGCCGUCAUCCCCGAAUCAUUGCCUCCAAGGGUCUCACCCCUGAUGGCCUUCUCCUCGAAUACGCUGUCAACGGCGAUCUCUACGAGUACCUCGCCGCGAACCCCGGGAGCUCUCUGCAUCUGCGCUUACGCUGGUGUCGACAAGCCGCCGAAGCAGUCGAGUACGCGCACCAGAAGCGUGUUAUCCACUGCGACAUCAACCUACGCAAUCUCCUCCUCGACUCGUAUCUAGAUCUCAAACUCGCCGAUUUCCAAGGGAUGCACAAGUCGGGGGACGGCAGCGUGCUCUUCGAUGGCUUGUCUCGGGAGCGCACGAAAUCGUUUCUUCCCCGGCUGCAUGGCGAUUAUGCGGAUGUAAAAACGGACCUUUUUGCCCUGGGCUCGGCGAUCUAUUUUAUCAUGGUGGGACAUGAAGUGUUCCCGGAUUUGGAUGGGGGGGUGGAUGAUGAGGAGAUUGAGCGCAGGUUUCGAGAGGGGUGGUUUCCAAGGGGGCCGCAGGCGUGUGAUGCUAUUACGAGGAAGUGCUGGAAGCAGGAGUAUGGCUCUGCUCAGGAGGUGGUUGAUGAUGUUGCGAUGGUGCAGAAGAGAUGUAAUCUCCAUGUUAUUGUUUGAUGAACUGAAGACAGCUGGCUUGUCGGUCCUGUGAGAGAGAUUGAUUAACCUGAAGGAAGACUGACAUGUCAAUGAGGACUUCGAAAUGUUGGUGAUUCAAAAGUAGACUGCGUUUCAUGGACAGAUUUGCAUGGAAGGACAGCAUAGCUGUAUCAGAGAUCUACAAAUCCGGACUGC
Amorphotheca resinae ATCC 22711 is the source of this 1017-nucleotide messenger RNA. RefSeq lists its product as hypothetical. NCBI's taxonomy places the organism in Eukaryota, Fungi, Ascomycota, Leotiomycetes, Helotiales, Amorphothecaceae. The transcript has a single exon. Gene Ontology annotation, biological process: intracellular signal transduction; protein phosphorylation. The record is from RefSeq and is a predicted model, not a curated record. Gene Ontology annotation, molecular function: ATP binding; protein serine/threonine kinase activity. The coding region runs from base 61 to 840 and encodes 259 amino acids.